GGCGGCAAGGCCUCGCCGCCGGGAACCGGCGAGCCCACGACCGCGCCCCCGCCGCCGCCCGAGCAUCAGGCGCUGUACAAGCCGAGGGGUGCGCCGGCGGCGCCCGGCAAAGCGGCGGCCGAGAAGAAGCUGAAGCGCGUCUACAUCUUCGGCGGCGGAGGGCCGGCGGCGGCCGCCUCGGGCUCUCCCGGCGGCGCCGUGCCCGGCAGCCCCACGCUGAGUAGCGCGGCCGAGGCCGGCGACCCGCUGAGCCUCUACGAGGAGGCGGGCGGCGCGGCGCGGCCCGACGGGGACUGCCCCUCGCCGCCCGGCGCCCGCUCGCCCGCCGAGCACCGCGGCUACGCCGGCCCAAGGGCCGCCUCGCCCGCCCCCUCCACGGCGCGGUCCUCCUCCGCGUCCUCCCACUCGUCCUCCGCCUCCUCGGCCGGCUCCUCGUCGUCGGACGACGAGUUCGAGGACGACCUCUUGGACCUGAACCCCAGCCCCGGCUUCGAGAGCAUGUCUCUGGGCGGCUUCAGCUCCUCCGCGCUCGACCGGGACCUGGAUUUUAACUUGGAGCCCGGCUCGGGCUCGCACUUUGAGUUCCCGGACUACUGCACGCCGGAGGUAAGUGAGAUGAUCUCGGGGGAUUGGCUGGAGUCCAGCAUCUCCAACCUGGUGUUCACCUACUGAGGCGGGGCCGCCCGAGGCCGGCGGCGGCCGAGAGGACCGCGGGAGCGCUGCCCGCCGCUGUGCCACCGCCUGAGGACAGACUGAGAGGGACCGCGGUGCGGCGCGGGAGGAGGGAGCGGCGCCGUGCGGAGCUCCCACGGGGGUCGUCCUCGCCCUCCGCUGCGAAAGAGCGACCAGAACUGCUUGAAAGGAAACGAGGAUCGGCUGAGCUCCCCCCCCCCCGCACGGCUCGCGUCGGGGGCUGAGGUGCCGUCGCGGCGCCCGAAAAUACGAAAAAAAAAAAAAGCAGUAGUUUUUUUUUUUCUUCUUUCUCGGAAUCGUGAUGGUGUUGGAUUCUCUCAAUGGUGGGUUAAUAGAGCAUGUUACCUGUCUGUCUUUAAGGUUUUUUGUCGGACUGUGGAACAGUUUCAGAACGUAGCGUUAGGGCGAUGCGAAGCGGACAGAUGGCGCUCUGUUUGAUUCCUACAAAGUAUCACCAGCUUUUUUUUCACUCUUAACUCUUUAAAGGAUUCAAACGCAACUCAAUGCCGUGCUGGACUCUCAGAAAUUCAGGACCAAAUUUUCCCUCAGCUGUGUCCGUGUGUGUCCGUAGGGCCGCGGGUGGAAGGACUGUGCCCACCGACGGCCGUCCCCGUCCCGUUCCGUCCCGUCCGUGCGAGCGGAUGCUGUAUCCGAGUGGACGUAUUUAUACUGCCAAACGUUUCUGCCCGUAUUUCUUUGUCCUUUUUUUGGUAGUUCUCGUUGUUACCCGCACCGUUUUUAUGUCUCCUUCACGGAAGGGCUAGAGUUUUAACUUUUAAUUUUUUUAUAUUUAAAUGUAGACUUUUGACACUUUUAAAAACAACGACAAAAAAAAAAAAACAGACAAAAAAAAAAGAGAAGAGAGAUGAAAACGUUUGAUUAUUUUCUCAGUGUAUUUUUGUAAAAAAUAUAUAAAGGGGGUGUAAAUCGGUGUUAAUCGCUGUUUGGAUUUCCUGACGCGGGCUGCAGGGCCCCGGCCGCCCCGGACACGCGGUGCGCGCACACCGCCGCCCGCCCGCCCUCCGCCCGCGUCGCGCUCCGAUCUGCAGGCACUUAAAGGCACAGCAUCCCGCGCCGCGCCCCGCUCGCACCGGGAGGAUGGGGCCGGAGGGGACGGGGAGGGCUCAGGCGUGCGUCUGCCGCCGUUUGGGUGGGAACGUCUCCCGAACGGAGCGCGGAACCGGCGCCUCCGCGCGGAAGGGAUCCUGUACCUUUAACUCGUAAACCACAUCUUUUGCACUUUUUUUCGAAGCAAAGCCGUGCCGUUUAAACCACUGGAUCUAUCGAAAUGCCGGUUUGAGUUCGCGACACUAUGUACUGCGUUUUUCAUUCUCGUAUUUGACUAUUUAAUCCUUUCUACUUGUCGCUAAAUAUAAUUGUUUUAGUCUCCUAUGGCAUGAUGAUAGCAUAUGUAUUCAGGUUAUAGCUGUUGUGUUUAAGAUGAAGAAAGUGAAAACAUCUUUGUACAUUUAAGUCUGUAUUAUAAUAAGCAAAAAAGAAGAUUGUGUGUUUAUGUAUGUUAAUAUAACAUGACAGGCACGGGGACGUCUGCCGAACGAGGUGGUUCCGUUAAGGGUUUCGCUUUUAUUAUUUUUUUUUAUUUUUUUAUUUUUUUUUUUUUUUUGGUCAUCCAUCCUGUGCAAUAUGCUGUGUAGAAUUUUUUUUUAUUUUUUUAUUUUUUUAUUUUUUUGUCUAACGAUCACCCACAACGCAACGUUGGGAAAGAAGAGAAAAAAAAAGAAUCAUGCCAGCUAACCAUGUCACGUUCACUGCCUGUCAGAUUGUCGAUAUACCUUCUGUAAAUAACCUCUUGUUUUUGUUUUUGUUUUCUUCGGGAAGGAAAUAAAAUCAGCUGGAACUGAACCCUAA
Numida meleagris (helmeted guineafowl) is the source of this 2562-nucleotide messenger RNA. RefSeq names its product SRY-box 4 (gene SOX4). The record is from RefSeq and is a predicted model, not a curated record. The transcript has a single exon. The annotation marks the transcript as partial. NCBI's taxonomy places the organism in Eukaryota, Metazoa, Chordata, Aves, Galliformes, Numididae.